AUGUUUCGGCCUGUGAUUGGGCGCGCCGAUCGGUUUCUGGGCGCUGAUUGGUUAGCCCCAGCCGCUGUCUUGGCCUGUCGAAUCAGAGCCGCACAACGGCGAGACCGCGUCAGCAGUUGGCGAAGGCAACUGGGAAGUUCAGACCAUGGGAACGCUGGCGACAGAGCUGUUAUUCAAGUCAGUGGCGCUGACGUCAAUCGUCCCUACGAGUCCUCCAUGCGGAUGACCAACUUUUGA
Coccidioides immitis RS is the source of this 237-nucleotide messenger RNA. RefSeq lists its product as uncharacterized. The record is from RefSeq and is a predicted model, not a curated record. The transcript has 2 exons. Lineage: Eukaryota; Fungi; Ascomycota; Eurotiomycetes; Onygenales; Onygenaceae. The coding region runs from base 1 to 237 and encodes 78 amino acids.